Panicum virgatum (switchgrass) is the source of this 1762-nucleotide messenger RNA. Its product is annotated as leucine-rich repeat receptor-like kinase protein THICK TASSEL DWARF1. The coding region runs from base 70 to 1299 and encodes 409 amino acids. The transcript has a single exon. NCBI's taxonomy places the organism in Eukaryota, Viridiplantae, Streptophyta, Magnoliopsida, Poales, Poaceae. The record is from RefSeq and is a predicted model, not a curated record. Gene Ontology annotation, molecular function: protein binding.
ACUCCACUCAGCUCGCUCCGCUGCCGCCGCCACCACCGCCACCACCGCUUCGCAUCGCCUCAGCAGCUCAUGGGCCCCGCGCGCGCACCGCAGCGCCUCCCCUCGCUGCUCGCCGCCGCCCUCGUCCUCCUCCUCCUCCUCCUCGUCGCAGCGCCGCCGGCGGAGGCGACGCUGCACCCGGUGGACUACCUGGCGCUGCAGGCGGUGCGGCGCGCGCUCUCGGACCUCCCGGGCUCCCGCUUCUUCUCCUCCUGGGACUUCACCGCCGACCCCUGCGCCUUCGCGGGGGUCUCCUGCUCCCCCGCCUCCGCCUCGCCCGCCCGCGUCGUCGCGCUCGCGCUCGGCGACCCGCGCGCCGGCGCGCCGGGCCUCGCGGGGGCCUUCCCCGCCGCCGCGCUCGCCCGCCUCCCCGCGCUCGCCUCCCUCUCCCUCGUCCCGGGCCGCGUCACGGGCGCCCUCCCCGCCGCCGUCGCCGCCCUCCCCGCGCUCCGCUUCCUCGCCCUCCCCGACAACCUCCUCUCGGGCCCUCUCCCGCCCGCCUUCGCCCCGGGGCUCCGCACCCUCGACCUCAGCCGCAACGCCUUCUCCGGCGCGCUCCCGCCGCCGCUGCUCCGGCUCCGGGCGCUCCGCACCCUCGUCCUCUCCCACAACGCGCUCGCCGGCGGGAUCCCCGGCGGCCCCGUGCGGGCCCCGCUCGUCCACCUCGACCUCCGCGGGAACCGCCUCUCCGGCGCCGUCCCGCCGCUACCGCCCACGCUCGUGCACCUCGCGCUCGCCGGGAACCGCCUCUCGGGCCCCGUCGGCGCUGUGCUGCGGCGGCUGCCCCGGCUCGCCUUCCUCGACCUCGGCGGGAACCGGUUCUCCGGCGAGGUCCCCGGGGAGCUGCUCGCGUCGCGGAUCGGGUACCUGCAGCUCCGCCGGAACGCAUUCUCCGGGGAGCUCCGCCCGGCGGGACGCGUCGCGCCGGGCGCCACCGUGGACCUCAGCCACAACGCGCUGUCCGGCCGCGUGCCAGCCGAGCUCGCCACCGCCGGCGCGGUCUACCUCAACGGGAACCGGUUCGCGGGCGAGGUGCCGCGGGAGGUCGCGGCGGCGGCGGAGGCCGGCCGGAUGCGGGUGCUCUUCCUGCAGGACAACUUCCUGACGGGGGUCGCCGUCGGCGCCGUCCCGGCCAGCGCCGCCGUGUGCGCGCACUGGAACUGCGUCGCGCCGCCGCCGGCCGUCGUCGCCGCGUGCCCGGCGAAGGGCGGCAGGGGGCGGCGCCGCCCGCAGGCGCAGUGCGGCGGGCGGAGGGGGUGAGUGAGUUCUUGACAUGGGUUUAAGGUUUUUUCUUGGGUUUAGUGGGUGAUGGUGGUCAGGCAGGUCUCAAUGCUCAUGAGACCCACAAGUGAUUAGUAAUAAUUCUUGGUGUAUAUUUUGAUGUUAAUCCGGGGAUAUAGGGCUGUGAUUUUGCCGGUAGGACACGUGGACGGCGGAUCAUCGGGCGGGUUGCCAAUGUUAAGUGGUUGCAAAUUACAUAGGAAAAAGUUUGUGUAAAGGAAAAGUAAGAGUUAAGCUGGUUCCUGUUGUUUCGUCUCAACUGUCAGAUCAAAUGAAAACCCAAAAAGUUCGAGCACUCAAAUGUCAGGAAACAUCUGUAUUUGUCCCAUGGUUCCUAUGAAUUCAUAUAAGUUUUACUCCACAGGAUUCAGAGCAAUCUUGAUUCAUCUUGCAUCUGCUGACACUGUGUAUACACGCAACACAAGAGUUGUGCAUUUUCUUC